Molecule: messenger RNA, 1941 nt
Organism: Suillus subalutaceus
Lineage: Eukaryota; Fungi; Basidiomycota; Agaricomycetes; Boletales; Suillaceae
Exons: 9
Coding region: 1-1941 (646 amino acids)
Source: RefSeq, a predicted model, not a curated record
AUGACAGAUCAAACUUCUGCACAUAUUGAUGCACCUAAGCCAGGUCGCCCUUGUGCACGCCCCGUUAUGAAGGCUGUAAAGGCCACUGGUAGUCAGGCAAGUGCAGAAAUUGCUGCCAGUGGCAAUAGGGCUGCUGACAUCCAAGGUAGAGAUGGCUGGCCUAAAUGUCAAUUAGCAGCUGGUGCUGAUGUUGAAGACCCUGCAAGUGAGGAAGAGAUGGAGGAAGUGCCAAGGGCACACAAAAAGAAGGGGAGGAAAAUCAUACCAGUGAAGAUGCCAGUGAGAGAUGCUAUCCAAGCAACUAGGAGCCUUAUCAGCAAUGGAAGCAUGGAGGCAUGUGAUGAUGACCAUCAGACACCAGGCCUUGAUAGUGAAGUUGGUUGUAUCCCAGGCUGGAUAUCAAAUAUUCCCACAAGUAUAGGUUCAAAACCAUCCUCCAAGGCCACCCCUUCUACCACCGCACCUUCCACAUCUAACUUUCCUCCAUCUUCUAGGAUUACAAAAGGCAGUACUAUCAGUAGCGGCAGUGUCCCACUCACAUCUAUCAGUACUUCCGAUGCUGGAGCCAAUGUCAUGGGGAGUCACUAUACAGCUUGGUUCAAGGAUGGUUCCUUAGGGUAUCAAGAUUUCUCCCAAGAGGAGCUUGACCUGAUUGAGGAGGACAUUGGAAAUGAUGGUUUCUUCAUGCUUUCAGAUAUCGAUAAUGACGAUGACAGACUCCGAGAGGAUGACAAGGACAAUGACAACAACAAGGAGGACAGCAUUUUGCUCAACACAUCCAAAGACCAAUUCAACAUGGAUACUGAGGUUCCUCCUGCAGUUGUUCCCCUAGUCAAAUACAAGUCCAAUUCUGAUAGUAGUAUGGACUCUGAUCUCCAGCCUCGUCCUUCUGGGCAGCCUCCACCUCUCGGCCAAGUUCUCAACCUGUGUUCUACCAUCAAAGCUAUCAAGCAGAAACUAGCAGAUUUUGAGGAUGACCUGUCUCUCUCAUCCGAUGUUGAAUUUGUGGGUCAAAGCUAUCAAGUGGCAGUCAAGAAGGAGGAAUCCGAACCAAUGCUCUUGCGCCAAACUUCUGCAACUGGUGUCAGUGUCACCAGAAACGCUGCUGUAGCAAAGAAGUUGAAGCCAUCCAUCACAGAUACUCACUCUGCCAGCAUGGUGUCCUCCCAGGCAACUCCUGGUCCCAUGAAUCCUCCCACAGCACUGCUAAUGCAGAUCCUUGCCCGUUUGCAGUACAGGAUGAAGAACCUUCCUGGAGGUGUUUGGCUCCUCAAGGAUGCGCCUCUUUGCAUCAUGCUGCAGUCCAUCUGGAACACACUUUUCACCAGAACAAUCCCACAUACAGUCACUAAUGAUAGACCUGUUAUAGGCAUAAGUAGUGCAACACGAUUGCCUCCACUGCCUGUCAUCGUACUUGCAAAUUUCAUGUUCUCACAGGACAACAUUGAGACUGAUGAAGAUUGCACAGGUUUAGCAAAGAGUUUACGUUUAGCAUUCUUGUAUGGGAAUAUCAGCGAGGAGGGCAAGGGCAAGAAUCCUUUUCAGUCUGACCUUAUCAUCCAGGUCCUUGUGCAUCACAGGUGCUCCACUUGGGGCACUAUAGACGUGCCAGGGACCACAACCAUGUCAUUGGCAUAUUCAAGGGGUGCUCUUGCUCUUUCUACUGCGGCAGCAUGUUUUUUAUACUAUCGUCAUAUAUACUCAGCUUAUUUUGCAUGUUUCAGGUCAAGUGUGCCCUCCAUCUUAUCAUGGACAAAGGCAAGAAUGGUGACAUCGAAGUCGUCUCUGGAAGGAGGGCAUGUCAAGGUCCCCCGGAAGCACAACAAAUCUACGGACAAGGAAAGCACUGUUUCUUUUGCAUUUUCAGAUGCCAACUAUAGGGCAAAGACCAGGUCUUACAUGACUUCCAUCACUCGCCUUCAAGAGCCUGUCAUCCACUGA